AAUCUGCUGCUGAGGCACAGGAGAGCGAUGACGCUAAACGCUUGCGUCUCUCCGGCUCCGUACCCACAAGAGUUUGGCUUCGAGCAUAAUCCGGGCACACUGGUGUCCUACGUUGAGCCAGAAUUCGAGCAGACCGACUUGGACAGCCAAAUGCGGCUGAAGCAGUGCUUUCCGCUCUACACGAUCCUGUUGGCCUGCGACCUCACCACGCUGGAUCUGCUCACCCUGGACGUGGAGGGGAUCGAAUCACUGGUACUUCACACCGUACCCUGGAACAGGGUCGAUAUCAAGAUCGUGAUGGUGGAGUACGUGCAGCCGGGAGUUCAGAACGAUGACGGCAGCUUCAACCCGAUUUACGAACAACCGAUUACAAAUUUAAUGGUUGAAAAUGGUUAUCUGCUUGUACAUAGACUGGAGACGGACCUAAUAUUCGUGAAAAAUGGCUCUGAGUAUGCCAGAGCUAUUACAUCAUGAUCCGUUGUUACAGAGCAUUUUUCUAGUUUGUUCGCUUGUCCCCUCAGGCAAUGGUAGAUUCACAUAUAUUCAAACUCGGAUAUCGGUGGCCAACG
This is a messenger RNA of Pollicipes pollicipes, 569 nucleotides long. RefSeq names its product protein Star-like. Gene Ontology annotation, biological process: endoplasmic reticulum to Golgi vesicle-mediated transport; endosomal transport. Lineage: Eukaryota; Metazoa; Arthropoda; Thecostraca; Pollicipedomorpha; Pollicipedidae. The record is from RefSeq and is a predicted model, not a curated record. The transcript has 3 exons. Bases 28 to 474 code for a protein of 148 amino acids. Gene Ontology annotation, cellular component: endoplasmic reticulum membrane; plasma membrane; Golgi apparatus.